UCCAGGUGCAGGCAGGUGGGGCCCAGUAGGUGGGUAGGCGGGUCUCUGCACCUCUGCCACCCACGGGAAAACUGAUCCCGCUAAUCUAUUUGGCUGACCAGUCAGGUGGCUGCACUGGGUGUUUGUCAUCCCUGCCAGGCAGGCCCAGCACCAGCUGCGGGGACCGGACCAUGCGGGGGACAUGGCUGGCGCUGCUGGCGCUGGUGCUGGCUACUGGAGGCGCACUGUCCCCCUCAGCCUGGUGCUACACCUGUCACAAGCCCAGCAGCCUGUCCGGUUGUGUCACUGCCGCCACCUGCAACGCCAACGAAACCAUGUGCAAGGCCACACUCUACUCCCUGGAGAUGGUGUACCCCUUCCCGGAGGACUCCACAGUGACCAAGUCUUGUGCCAGCAAGUGAGUGCCCUCGGACGUGGACGGCAUUGGCUUGACCCAGCCCGUGUCCUGCUGCAACACUGACCUGUGUAACAUGGAUGGGGCGCCUGCGCUGGGCAGCCCCUAGGCCUGGCCUUCACCCUCCUGCUCAUCCCCCUCUGGAGCCUUGGCUUCUAGAGCCCGGCCCUCCAGCCUCGAGCAGCCCCGCUCUGAGUGCCACUGAAGAAUAUGGGCCCUCACCUGCA
Vicugna pacos (alpaca) is the source of this 621-nucleotide messenger RNA. The record is from RefSeq and is a predicted model, not a curated record. NCBI's taxonomy places the organism in Eukaryota, Metazoa, Chordata, Mammalia, Artiodactyla, Camelidae.